AUGACAUACACAAGUAUGCUCCUUCGUCAACCCGCCUCAUCUCUUGGGAGAAUUGGCAACAAUCAUUCCUUAUUACUUCGCAGAUCGCCAUAUUCUUCUUUCGGUCGAUCUGCACUAUCCUUCAGUUCUCUGCCGGGUCAAAAGUUUUCUACGGGUUCAAAAAGACCUCUAACAGCCAUCACAAACCAGACAAAAUGGGGCAAUCUUCCCAUAACACGAAAUGUUCGAUUCGUAUCCGGUAAACCUUUACCACAACGACGGUCAAAAGCUUUAAACUUUCUAUAUCGAUCUGCGGCUUUGCUGGGAGGCUCAUUAAUAGUUUUGGGAUUCGGCGUUAUUGGUUUCUUCGUCUAUGAUGCUACGACAUAUCGUGAAGAUUUAUCUUACUCGGACAUCUCAAUCUCAGAGCUUGCUUUGUCUCCUCGAUUGGGAGGUCCUAAGAAUUUACCCAUUGCUGAAGUGCAGAUUGACGAUGAUGAUUCUGAGGAAAUGCAAAAGCAGAAAGAUAAGCCAAAAUUGGUUAUUCUUGGAGGUGGAUGGGGAAGCGUUGCGUUGUUGAAGACUUUGAAUCCAGAUGAUUAUCACAUCACUUUAGUUUCGCCCACGAAUUACUUCCUCUUCACACCGAUGUUACCUUCUGCAACGGUAGGCACAUUGGAAUUUCGAUCUUUGGUGGAACCAAUUCGACGGAUUAUUACAAGAGUUAAAGGUCAUUUCAUAAGAGCUACGGCAGAAGACAUUGAGUUUUCGGAGAAGUUGGUAGAAUUGGCCGGGAAAAGUCCAGAUGGUAAAGAAGUUCGAUUUUAUCUACCGUAUGAUAAAUUGGUUAUUGGAGUUGGAUCAACAACAAAUCCUCACGGAGUAAAGGGAUUGGAAAAUUGUCAUUUCUUGAAGGAUAUUGAUGAUGCUCAAACCAUUCGAAAUUCUAUUUUGACCAAUUUGGAAUACGCAUGUUUACCAACAACAACUGACGAGGAACGAAAGAGAUUGCUUUCUUUUGUUGUUAGUGGAGGUGGUCCUACUGGAGUAGAAUUUGCUGCCGAACUGUUCGAUCUUUUGAAUGAAGAUCUUACAGCACACUUUCCUCGUAUUCUCAGGAAUGAGAUCUCCGUCCAUGUUAUUCAGAGUCGAGGACAUAUUCUGAAUACAUAUGAUGAAGCGGUAUCCAAAUACGCCGAGGAAAGAUUCGCUCGUGAUCAGGUGGAUAUCCUUACCAAUUCUCGAGUCCAAGAGGUCAGACCAGAUAAAAUUCUCUUCACUCAAAAGGGAGAGAAUGGUGAAUCAGUCAUCAAGGAAUUGCCCAUGGGAUUUUGUCUUUGGUCUACAGGUGUUUCUCAAACCCAAUUCUGUCAAAGAAUUGCUGCAGCACUUGGCUCCUCUCAAACCAAUCGUCAUGCUUUAGAGACCGAUACGCAUCUUCGUCUAAAUGGUACACCAUUAGGAGACGUCUAUGCAAUUGGUGACUGCGCAACCGUUCAAAACAACGUUGCUGAUCACUUGGUUACUUUCCUCCGAACUCUCGCAUGGGAAAAAGGUCAAGAUCCAGAGAAGGUCCAACUCACAUUCCGCGAUUGGCGAGACGUUGCACAGAGAGUCCGAAAGAGGUUUCCUCAAGCUGCAGAUCAUCUCAAACGUGUUGAUAAACUCUUCCAAGAAUUCGACAAAGAUCAAUCCGGCACUCUCGAUUUUGGCGAAUUAAGAGCACUUCUCAUGCAAAUCGACAGUAAACUUACAUCACUCCCUGCCACCGCCCAAAGAGCUCAUCAACAAGGUCAAUAUCUAGGACACAAAUUCAAUAAGAUGGCAAGAGCAGAACCAGGAAUGAGAGCUAAUGAUAUGCGUGAUGGCGAUUUGGAUGAAGCUGUCUAUAAAGCGUUUGAAUAUCAUCAUUUGGGUAGCUUGGCUUAUGUUGGGAAUUCAGCCGUCUUCGAUCUUGGAGGAGGAUGGAGUUUUGCGGGAGGACUUUGGGCGGUAUAUGCUUGGAGAAGUGUUUAUUUUGCGCAGAGUGUGAGCUUUAGAACGAGAUGUUUGUUAGCGAUGGAUUGGGCGAAGAGAACACUUUUCGGAAGAGAUUUGAUGAAUUGGUAAAUUGUCUACCGAGGAAUUACUAGGGAAGGGGUGCUUGGAAAGGUUGACAGUGGUGGAUUUGUAUUAUAGGAUAGGAUGGUUGGAGAAUGGAUCAGAAAUUUUCUUCCAACAGUACGGGUACUGAUUA
This is a messenger RNA of Botrytis fragariae, 2215 nucleotides long. RefSeq names its product putative alternative nadh dehydrogenase protein. Lineage: Eukaryota; Fungi; Ascomycota; Leotiomycetes; Helotiales; Sclerotiniaceae. The transcript has 2 exons. Gene Ontology annotation, molecular function: NADH dehydrogenase activity; calcium ion binding. The coding region runs from base 1 to 2088 and encodes 695 amino acids. The record is from RefSeq and is a predicted model, not a curated record.